AUUUUUUAAUAUUUUUUAUGUCACAUUCUGUUAAUUGAAUUAAAAAUUUGAAAAAAACAUGCUAACUUGCUCAUGUGAACCUACUGUGUUGAUGCUUGUCUGCAAUUUAUCUUCAAGUUGUUUUGAGAAAGGUGUAUCAGCAUUCGUGCCUUUUCAGUCAUAAUUCUUGUUGUUUUGCAGUGUUUAAUUUCAAUUAAACGCUUAUAAAUGCAUGCUUAUAAAUGCGAGAAACGGAUGUCAAAGAUGUCUUCUCUCUCCUGCAGCUUAUGCUGUACCGUACCCGCACGUAGUUCUUUAAUCCAUUUCCAGCAUGAGUUUCCUGGGUCCCGUGGAAGUUCACGUGGAAUGUGAUAUAAAACCUCACCACAAUUAUUUCCUCCUAUUCUAUCUUUGACACGUAAACACUCUUUAAAAACAAACCUGUGCUAUCAGGUAGCGUCACAUGUUGGGUAACCAUUUAACUUAAGUUUUCAAAACAAAUAAUUCCAAUUAUAAACAAGUGAUUCUUUAGAGUUUACAAAAAAAAAUAGUAUGGUAUCUCUUUUAGGGUAUUUUGCGGCGAAAUAUGCUCCCCUGCGUCGAUCUCUGCAGGGCCUCAAAAAGCUACCCCAUACAAAAAGGAAAUUUCGUAAUUUUUGUUAUAUGAUAUGAUUUUUUGGGGGAACCCAGGAUUUCUUUUGGUUAUUUUUAAUGGCUUUUUGUGUAGUAUAUUUCAAGUUUUUUUAUAGGAGAAUUUUUUACGUUUAUUUCACUCGCUGGACGUUUGCCAGUUACAUCGUGACCGGGUGAUUGGCUUUAAUGAAAGAAUCGACCGGAAAAACGGCAAAAAUCAGAAAAAGAAGAAGAUUAAGUCGCACACACGUAAACAAUAUGAACACACAACAAUCCUUAAUUCAAAAGGAAUAUAACAAAAGGUUUAUAAGUAUUGGUAUUAGCGUAAAGUUAAAAUAUUUCGGAAACUACUUUUAUAUUUACAUAAAAACAAUGUGUAAAACCGGAAUUUCGAAUGAUGUUGAACAAUUCACCAAAUCUACUAUUUAUGAAAAAGAAAAUUCUUCGCUAUUAUGUGACUAAGUUCUUCCUAGUACGAAUAAAACCGAAUUUUGAAAAAAUCUUAGGUAUUUUGCCUCAAACGUUUAGGUCGCUCGCACGUCGAUUUAUGACGAAAUCUUUUGUUUCCUUGGGCUAUUUUGGGCGCCUGCUUUCACGAUGACGUUAGAUUUCAUAGGAAAAAGGAACAAUGCAGAGGAUGAAUUUUGUCGUCUGAUGGGUGGUAUAAAUCUACGGAUGCGGCACGCUCUUUCUCUCUGUUGGAAAACAUGUUUUCACAAGUCCUUACUCUCUAUGGCAGCUGGGUCUUCUACAAACAAUAAUUCUUUAAUAGUCAAAACAGCACGUUAUUCGGUACUGAAAAUACAGGUAGAAUAGUAAAACAUAGCAAAGAAUAUCAAUAACUAUAGUAAUUUUAUUUGUAAGGCAUACAGUGUGUACCUACUCGUUUUUCUUAGAUAUCUACUUUAUUAUUUCUCUUAUUAAGUUUUUUUUUCCUAUCCAACAAAAGAUACUAAAUAAACAGCCAUCGUCGCAUUUCAAAAUGUAAUUACUUUUCGAGCAGGUUGCCUAUAAAGCUAUUCCAACGCGAAGUAAACAUUUGUUAUUUACCAUGGACCUGGGGAAAUAACUCUAUUCAUAUGAAAAUACCUUAGAAAUACAUGUUGAUAAUCCCGAUCCCGCAAAGAGGGAAAAAUCCUUUCCAUUAUAAUGCACACGGUUGUUUUUCAUUGGUAUGCAUUCUGAUCUUAGGAAAGUUAGACCUACGCGAACUUAGUUUUUUUUGGAAAAAUGCCGAAAAUUCAUUGAAAUUAGGAAUCCUAUCCUGUUGUCUAAGCGAUUGCUUCCUAGAUAUCUAUCAAAAUAAAUCUAUGAAUGGAAUAAGAGACAUUUAAAGCAGUGAUGAGGUCCUUCCUUCGCCCACUAAAACAUCCCCUUUUAAAAGCUUACCACAAUUAUUGUUAGUCUCAUUCCCCCCCCCCCCCCAAAAAAAAAACUCUUCCAACUAUAAACUUCUUUAAAACAUUUAUUUAUCAACCUCAUCGCCUAUCUAAAUCACUUACUCUGUCGGAUACAAAUGCAACGACAUUUCAUUGGUUGAGAGUGCGGAUUUUCAAAAUGCGAUAAAAUGUUUUUUUUUAUUCGCGCGCAUCUUAGAGUUGUCAAUCAUACUAACUUUGUUUGCAACUGUUACACCAUCGUGCUUUGUUAUGAGUAUAUCCUGUUGUUCUUUUGACAUUUGAAACAAUGAAUUGACAGCGAUGUGAAAGAAUCAGUGAUGUAAUAAGGUUAAGAAAAUAUGAUUAGAAUUUCGGAACCAUUUCAGUUAUGAAAAACCUCCUGUAUUUUUUCUGUUGCUUUGAAGAUACUGAAAAGCAAUACAUGAUGACAGACUUUUAAAACGUUUCAAUCCUUUACUUCAAGUGGUUUUACUACCAUACUUAUGUGAAAGUCAAAGUUGUUUGCUUAUAGUUAGUAAAACUUUGAAAAGACGAUGAAGCAUGUGAAAAAUUCAGCUUCUGCAUAUUUUAGAUUGUCGCAUACCGUAAACCGGCGUCAACACGGCUGAGUUGAAGUGAUACUAUUUCUGUCGUAUUGGCAGAAUAAAUUGUACACUCCUCUUCCGAUACAAUUCUCAGGUCCCCGCUUCACGAAUAUAUAUUUAUAUACCUACAUGACUUUUAGGGAUAUCCAUGUACUAUCAAUGAAACACAACUAUACCAAGAACAGAGUUCUAGGUAGUCCAAUGAUGAAGUUUAAGUCAUAGUGCGUGCGCUUUAAGAGUUUGCAUUAUUUUAGAUAAUUUUGUUAGAGCGCUGAGAUAGUAUUUUUAUGGAUGAAGUGGAGGCGUGAUGCCUUAGAUCGUGUCCAAGCCAACGGCAUCACCACAAAAUCCCUUGUACUACAGGUAUCCUAGCUGACCUGUGGUGUUUAUCGCGUUGUAAGCCGACCGAAAAAUCCACGUGUGUGUCGAAAGACCUAGAUCCAAACACGAAACCAAUCUACGAAAUUUGCUUAUUUUCGUGGCUUGUGCCGAAGCCUGAGACUGUAAUUUGCAAGGGCUGACCCAUUGGCUUCUCCACGACAAUUGCUCAUCGCAUUUAACUCCUAGUAACAAAGGCAAUUUGCUUGCGUGUUUUCAGAGAUGGUCAGCUGUCAUUCUAGUAUAUAAACAGUGGGGUAAUAUUAAAAUUACAUCUAUUGUCUUGCGCUUACUUCUUCACGGCUCCUUGCUUGCGCGCUUAUUAAUACAACCUCGCGCAGCCAAACUGGUCGCAGUAAAACGCAAGCCGGGCAGUCCUGAUAGCAAUCUCGUCCCCAAAUCUCGUCACAGCACUGUUGACAGAUUAAUCGAAGUUUUAUCGAGCCUGAUUAUCGCCCAAGUCAAGACACUUCAUCUUCACCGCUGGCGUCGAUAUCGUCGCUUGGUUAUCCCUCUUGGAUUCAAGUUGGUGCGAUCUUAGACUCUCAGUGGCGUUUCAACGGCGCUGUCCGUGAGAGUAUUAACCCAAGAUAAGAACAUACUAACCCGUACCGGAGUGUUGUUAUCGGCUUCUAAUAAUCCCUGUAGGAAAUUGCCGAGCGAUCUCGGCUGGGGCAUAGAACAGGUCGUGUAAAAGAGUUGCGGGAUUGCUUCCGGGGGAAAAGUCGCUUCACGCUCAUUAAACCCUGAUCAGGCCAGUCCCGUGUGCCCCUAUUAGAAUUGACUAAUUGUCGAGCUGCGCCCUGCGGUGUUCCCUCCUAACCCAUCAAGAAUCUGUCAGUGCCGAUUGUUUGUGAAAAACAGCUCGAUGACUGACACUGUAUUAAAUCUAUUUAACAAGUCUUGCCCGCCCCUUUUAUUGCAUUCUCGCAAACUGCGAGUAUUUAAAUACGAGAGCAGAGCUGUCGAUUCCGAACAAACGGACAUCACAAAUAUCGCACGUUGUCAUUCUUCCUCUGAUCCGUAUGCCCCUUGGAGGCUGAAUUUGAUUUUCGCCAAAACGGACGUCAACGCAUUGGCACUAUAACAAUGCUAGUUCACAAACUGAGUUUAUGCCUAACUCUGGUCUUGGUAGCUUAUGUCUCUGCCACUCCAAUAUUACUAGAGGAUACGAAACGAGACAGUAAAAAGAAAUCGCGGGUACCAAGGGCUACGUUGCCACGAAUUAUACGGACACAAUCUCACUCUCGACCGAGAGAACCUUGGGAGAUAAACGAACAAGUGACCCUACGAGAAGGUAGAUUAUAUGACGGUAGUCCGUUCUUCGAAGGCGAUAUAAUUCUAGAUCCAAAGACUAGAAUGCUAUUGCGAGGAGGGCACUUGCGAAGGCGAAGAGCCGUGAAAAAAGACCCGAGUGUCCGUUGGCCUAACGGAGAAAUUCCAUUUAGAAUUAGCACAAGACUCCCAACGAAAUUUAAAAAAGAGAUCCGAAAAGCAAUCCGUCACUGGAGGCGAAAAACGUGUCUACGCUUUCGAAACAAAAGAGCAGAUGAUACGGACUACAUAAAAUUCGUCUACGAAACUGGUUGCUGGUCUUACGUUGGACGCGCUGGCGGAGAGCAAAAGAUAUCUGUAGGUCCCGGAUGUGAGUUUGUCGGGACUAUUAUUCAUGAGAUCGGUCACGCAAUCGGGUUUUGGCACGAGCAGAGCCGACGGGACCGCGAUGAUUACAUCAGAAUCAUACGAGAGAAUAUCUUACCAGACGCCCUUGAUCAGUUCAAUAAGAUGCCUAAAAGAUUGAUGGACUCAAUGGGCUACGCGUAUGAUUUCUACUCAAUAAUGCAUUAUGGAGCCAAAUUCUUCAGCAGGAAUGGAAAACCCACAAUCAAAAUACGAAAGAAAUAUCGCGACCUUGACGCUAAAAUAGGCCAAAGGAAGGGCUUGUCGUGGAUAGACAUCGCACAAGUGCAUGCAAUGUACAACUGCAAUAGAAUUACAGAACCAGAAAGGUGCUUCAACAGCACAACAAGGGACGGUCGUGAUUACCGCGGUACAAUGAACUUUACUGCCAAGGGCGUAACAUGCCAACCUUGGAACGAACAAUGGCCGCACCAACAUACGGAAAUGGCAGACCCCCUGGUGGCUGCCAGGGAAGGACUUGGCAAGCAUAACUAUUGCCGGAAUCCAGGGGGGCGCAAGCACCGUCCUUGGUGUUAUACAACACUUGAGAAAACAAGAUGGCAAUACUGUGAAAUCCGAUCCUGUCGCAAGACCAAGUCUAAGCGAGAGGUAUGAGAAACAGUGCUUGCAGGGCGUUGUAUGACAUGUGCUAACAAGGCGUGGUCAUCGCAUGUGGACAUGGCUCGAUAGCAACAUGUACACUUGCGAAUAAGGCAAGUGUGCAAACCAAGCUUGAUUACACACGUACGAACAAGGCUUGGAAAGACACUUACGAAUAAAGCUUGGUUGCAACACGUGAUGAAUAGGCUUGGUUACAAAUGUACAAACAAGGCUUGGUUCCGCACGUACAAACAUGGCUUGGCAACACACGUGCGUACAAGGCUUGGUUACAACACGUGAUACCUAGGCUUGGUAACAAAUGUAUGAACAAGGCUUGGUUACACACGUGCGAACAAGGCUUGGUUUCAAUACGUUAUUCAAGUGCGUGAUGGUAUUGGAUGGUAUUCGUGGAACUCGUGUUGCGAUUUGAUUGCAAAGCUACUAUGAUGUCAUGAACCGAUUAAAACACGUAGGAAUAAGUUGUCAUCCUACUUAUUAUGUCGAUAUAAGUAGGUAUUCCGUGCAAAGAAAACCCUGCAAUGCAAGUGAAAUCAACGAGUUUGCCUCUAUAGCGUACGAGAUCCUUUACCAAGCAACACGCCAUUUCCUGUCAAAAUAUUGUAUGACGUCAGAAAUAGAACCAUUUUACGUCAUAAAUGACGUCACUAAUGAUUGAGAGAACAAUGAUACACAUAGUAGACGUCAUAUUUGUCAUACUAUCAGGAACAACACAAGAAAAUAACCCAGACCAUAACUGGAUCAAGAUUAGUAUUAUAUUAUAUAUGAAUAUAUGUUGAUGUAUAUAUGUAAAUAACAACUGGUCUUUUUUAUUUAAAACUAUAUGUUCGUCUUAAAUUCAUUGGUGGCUGUCAUUCGGUUUUUAUAGUAAUUUAUUGUUUCCUGAGGUAGAGUGAUUUGGCAAACGUCCUUAUUUUAUCAAAUAUGAUUUCUGAUUAAGAAAAAAAGCGAAAUAAUAAUAAUAUAUGAAACUACAUGGUCUAAAAUGCCCUCCAUCUUGUCAUAGGUUAUUAUUAGGCACCAUCGAAUGUGCACAAUUUAGUAGACUGAGCUACAACCUGGUUUUUAACAUCGUCUUCGUAAAACCAAUGAUUUUCACAAAAGUUCCUUUAGUGUUCAAGCCUGGUUUUCACUAGUUUUGGUUCUACGGAACUUUGGUCACAAGAUUAAUAAACAUGCGGGUAAAAACCGUGCUUAAAGCUCACUUGAAUAUAAGGGGAUACACGAAUUAUUUUUAAACAGUUUUUCAGUUCCUUAAAAAAACUUUGACUUUUCUCUUUUGAACAUAGAUAUUUAUAUUAUAAUAUAUAUUAUACCAAGUGUAUAUCAGUGAAAGUGCAUAUUAUUAAAGUAAAUAAUACGAAGCA
This is a messenger RNA of Nematostella vectensis (starlet sea anemone), 6639 nucleotides long. Its product is annotated as zinc metalloproteinase nas-4. Bases 4064 to 5269 code for a protein of 401 amino acids. Lineage: Eukaryota; Metazoa; Cnidaria; Anthozoa; Actiniaria; Edwardsiidae. Gene Ontology annotation, molecular function: metalloendopeptidase activity; zinc ion binding. The transcript is spliced from 6 exons. The record is from RefSeq and is a predicted model, not a curated record. Gene Ontology annotation, biological process: proteolysis.